Molecule: messenger RNA, 3503 nt
Organism: Oryza sativa Japonica Group (Japanese rice)
Lineage: Eukaryota; Viridiplantae; Streptophyta; Magnoliopsida; Poales; Poaceae
Source: RefSeq, a predicted model, not a curated record
AUAUGGUAACUUACCUAUUUACUUUCUUACACUGUAAAUUGUUACCAUGGAAAUCAAGACACACCAUUGGAUUCUUCUGCUCCAUUUCAAAAUGUACAGGAUAGUAUAGAAUAUAGAUGUAUCUGUAAUAAUUGUUUUUGUAUUUGCCUUCUUGUAGACUUGAAGAAAAAGGAUAAACUGAUUCAGGUAGUAUUUUAAAAGAUGUUCUGUGCAAAUUAAACUAAUGAAAUGCCAGACCAUAACAAAUUGUCGCCAGAGAAACAUGAAGCACCAUUCUUUUAUAUAUAUAGGUAGAAAGAGACAUGUAUAUAUUAUUUUGAACUAUCAUGUUGAUUUAUUUGAGUGUUUUUUUUUCUAAAAUGUUAUUCAGCCCAGCCUGUUCGUAACUCAUGGUGGCACACAAUUUCCUUAAGCAUCCAGCUUUUGUGCCUAUAGUCUCAAAAUAAAGAAGUAAUUUUAUAAUUGGGAGAACAGGUCCAAGUCUACUGCUAUGAUUAUUCAAUUGGUCCUUUCUCCUCUCCCACCUGGCUCUCUCCUGCUUCAAUUCAUUGAACCCCUCCAGUCUUGUCCAUCCAAUACCUGCAAAAACUGCCAAAUCCACUUCUUCCUCCAAAAUCAGAAGUGCAAGUGUCUCGGAUAAUAUUUAACUGAGUUUGAAGAAUGGCAGAGAAGAAUCUUGAAGAGCCCGACUCCCCUCUAAUUGCAUCUUUGUCGGCACCGAAAUUCAUGCAAAAUUCUGCAGAGCCUGAGCUAACUGCAGGUACUGAUUGUGAGAACAGUAAUCUUCAGAACAGAGAAACAGCCAACUUUGAGGCAGCAAUGCAGGAAGAACUUCCAGAAAUCUUAGUUGGCAACAAAAGCAAUAUGCAAGAAAUAUCAACAGAACAAAAGGCUCCUAUUAGCGUCUGCGCAACUCCAUCUGAAGUAGACAACAGUGGACUUGUAUCUGCCAGUGAUCCUCAUGCUUUUUCAGUGACCUCUCAGAAUGAUGAUGAAUCAACAGAACCCAGCAGUGAUUCUACCACAAUUCCACCUUCAGAGAAGAACACCCACUCAACUUCACAGACCUCCGACAGGCUGAAAGCAGUGGUCCAACUACAAGAUACACCCCUGCAUAACACUGGGGAUGAUGCCUUUUGUUCCUAUUCUGUGAAGGCUUCAUAUGAGACUUCAGCUGCGACACCAGCAAAGGUGAAAGAAAAGAAGCCACAUCUGAUGCAUCAUUUUAAUGAGCGCCAAAUGAGCUUAAGAGACAUGCGGCAGAAGGCCCCUGCACCUUUGAACAGAUCAAACAGCGGGAAGAACUUCAGAACAGAUAACACCUUUGUCGAUACAACAACCCACAUUGAAUCAGUUAAGGUGGCGGCCUCAAGAUUUGGUGGCAGCGUCAACUGGAAAACUCGUAUAACAGAGCCAGAGCAGGAGAAUGAAAUCGUACUUGAACUUGAUAGGCUGAAGAAGGAAAUUUCAGAAAGUAAACGACAAGCGGAGGCUGUAGAGGCAGCAAAGGUGCCUCUGUCCAAUGAGUAUGAGAAAACAAAGAGGCUAAUUGAAGGAUUGGAACAUGACCUGGAAAAGGCACAAGAGGAGGAGAUAAUUGCAAGGUUGGGUUUGGAGUUAUUUCAGUUAAUAGUACAUGAGAUGCGGGAAGGAGAUACCAGUGAUGGUGGUGUCAUUGGCAGGGAGAAAUUGAAUAUAAUCAAAGAACAGUACAACGCAGUGCUGGCCAACUUAAUGUUAGUGAAGGAUGAGUCCGGAAAAGUGCAGGAGAAUUACGAGACCUUGUUGAUUGAACGGGAUAUUUCUAUCGGGAAAGCUCAGUUAGCCGUUUCAAUGUCUGAAGGUGCUGUAAGGAAGGUUGAGGAGCUCACCGUAGAACUUAACAGACUGAAGGUGGAGUUGGAAUUGGCUCAUUCCACAUGCCAUGAUGCUGAAAAACAUAGUAAAGACACGUCCUUGGCAUGUGAUGAGGAUUCCCUUAAAUGGAAGAGUGAUCUGAGGCAAGCAGAAGAGGAGCUCAAUCAGCUCGCCAAGAAAAUUUCUUCUAUUGAAGAAUUGAAAUCAACACUUGACACAUCAACCGGCUUGUUGCUCAAGCUGAAAAAUGAGCUAGCUGGAUAUGUGGAAGCUAAGCCAAUUGAUAAAGAAGCACAAGGAAAUAUUACUCAAAGAUCUUUACACAAUGAAGUUAUUCUAUCUACACGAGAGUUGGAGGAGUGUCUGAUGAGCGUAGAUAAGGUGAGAGAUGAAGUUUGUGCUCUGAAUGUUGCUGCGGCAUCGCUAAAAACAGAGUUGAUCAAAGAGAAAACGGCACUUGCUACCAUGAAGCAGAUGGAAGCGACGUCAUCCAUCGCUGCUGCAUCUCUAAGGGUGGAGAUUCAGCUAGCACUCCGGGAACUGGAAGCAGUUCAGGCCAAGGAGAAAGAAUCCCGAAAUGGAAUGCUUGGUUUGCAGAAGAUUAUGGAAGAUACAGCCAAAGAAGCUGAUGAGUCUAAGUCCAUCGCAAGAGAGGCACAGGAGAAGCUAAGAAAGGCCAAGGAGGAUAUGGACCAUGCAAAAUCUUGUCUUGAUACUAUGGAAUUCAGGAUCCAGGCAGUUCUAAAGGAGAUGGAGGCCACGAAAGAGUCCAUGAGGCUGGCAAUUGAUGCCCUCAGACCGUUUGACAGUGAGCUUCCAGUGGAUAUCGAGGAACAAGGCUCUCAGAUAGUCACAGUUGACCUGGAUGAAUACCAAUCUCUCAUUGCGAAAUCCAGCAAGGCAGAAGAACUUGUCCAUGAAAGGACGGCUUCUGCAAUUGCACAGGCCAAGAUAGCCAAGGAGUCCGAGUCUCGUACCUUAUCAACACUGAGUGAAACACACAAGGUUUUGGAACAACGAAAGCAGGCAUUGGUUGCUGCCACAGAGAGAGCUGAUAGAGCCACUGAAGGCAAGCUUGCCAUGGAGCAAGAAUUGAGAAAAUGGAGAGAAGAGAAUGAGCAGCGUCGUAAGGCUGGCGAAGCUUUGAAAUCGCAACUUAAUCCAUCAAGCACCCCUGUGAUCAUCGUUGAACGCAGCAGCGACACCAAGAGCACAAGCAAGGAUGAUAGUUACGCCUCGGUUCAUCCACUGCUGGAUAUGUCUGCGAGGAGUACCCCUAAUGAUUCAGCGUUGCUCUCGAAUAAGAAGAAAAGAAAGAAGCUGUCGUUCUUCCCCCGCAUCACCAUGUUCUUCACGAGGAAGAAGUCUAGAGCUGCUAUAUGAACAAAAAUAACUUUGUUUUAAUGUUUUGCGUGAUAGAACUUUGUGGAUAUGUGUAUAUUUGCAAUAAGCGGAUGUGUUGCAUACAGCUUACGCGACUUGUAAUUUAUCUACCAACCUGUUGUAUAUAUUGUACGGAAUUGAUGAUGCAUUUCAUUUUCUAGGACAAGGUAAUCAUCUGUACUGUGAACAAUAGUACCGAAAGAUUUACCCUUUUGUUGUGUUAACCUUUAAAAUUGAGUAUCCACUAUUUUCUCCUUUGGGUA